Molecule: messenger RNA, 792 nt
Organism: Alternaria arbusti
Lineage: Eukaryota; Fungi; Ascomycota; Dothideomycetes; Pleosporales; Pleosporaceae
Exons: 1
Coding region: 1-792 (263 amino acids)
Source: RefSeq, a predicted model, not a curated record
AUGGACGACCAAGCGAUCGAGGAGAUCCAAGAGGACAUCAUAGACAACACAGAAAGGAUUCGAAGAUGCAAUCGCGAGUACGAUUACCUUUCAGCAAGAGCAUAUAGGAAGAUGACGGCGGCGAAUCGCGCAGCAAAGAGUCAUCUCACAAUGCCUGGUUUUGGCAGAUGGGCCCCUGUGCGCGCGCCUGUCGCAGUCGCUGUUACACCCGAAUCUGCAAACAUCGCAGUCACUACUGCUCCCGCACCAACAAACGUCGCAGUCACCGCUACGCAGGUCAGGGUCUCGGAUAUAACUGCCCGAGUGGAAGCCGCCGCCAGAAAUACAGAGAUGGGCACAGCUUCUGGCGCUGUAGCCUCAAGGCCCAAAACCAAGACCGCUGUCGUCAAGUUGGACGAGAGACUGUCGAGCCUUACACUGUGUCCCCACCUGGAACAAUAUGCAGAUGUCAAGCCCGUCCCCCAGGACAAUUUCAGUAUCGGUGACAUCGGCUGGUUUCCUGUUCUGCGCCCCUCGUUGUCGGUGUCUUCCUCCGACAUCCACACUGAGUUCGGUUACAUCUGCGCCAAAUCCUAUCCAGUCAUCAUUGUGGAGUACCUGGAUGACUGCAUGUUGGGUCUGAUCAUCUCCACGUCACAUGGAAAUGGUUUGCGUUUGAAAGGCGAAUCUAUUAGACAUCGAAGCGUCCCCGUCGUCGACCAGUCUUCAAGUUCCCCCGUACCUGACCAGCCUAGUUGGGGCGCCGAUCUUUCUCCCAGGCAAACAAUUCGUGUCGAGAACCUCAAUGGUUAA